UAUAUUGAGUGAGUACAAGCGAAGGUACCGGGUACGACAUUGUCCUUUUUUACAACAAUUAGGAAAGGAACAACAUCGCUGUAAAGCCCAUAAGGCCCGCUCAAACACCACCAAAAGGGAACUAAAUACCGAAAAUGUCUGCAAAUAAAGAUGGUGGAUGGAAGACCUUUAUCUGGAAUUCUGACAAGAAGGAGUUUUUAGGACGCACAGGCAGCAGUUGGUUCAAAAUCUUCAUCUUUUAUGUAGUCUUCUAUGGCUGCUUGGCUGGAAUUUUCAUUGGCACCAUCCAGGCCAUGCUCAUGACUCUCAGCAACUACAAGCCCACAUACCAGGACAGGGUUGCACCCCCAGGCUUGUCACACUCCCCGCGACCGGACAAAGCGGAGAUCAGCUUCUCCAUGAGCGAUAAUACGACUUACAGUGCAUAUGUGGACCAUAUGAAGGCGUUUCUGAAAGCAUACGAUAAACAACGCCAGAGUGAUGAAACCAAAUUUGAAGACUGCGGAGACACACCCCAAACCUAUAAGGAUCGUGGAGAACUGGAGGGCAGUCAAGGUGUGAGGAAGGCCUGCCGCUUCGAUAGGGAGUGGCUGAAGGAUUGCUCAGGACUGAAAGAUGACACAUUCGGCUUCAAAGAAGGCAAACCCUGCCUCAUCAUUAAACUCAAUAGGAUUGUGAAUUUCAGGCCGCGGCCUCCAGCUUCCAAUGACAGUAUCCCUGAGGCAAUCCGCCCUAACUUUCAUAGCAAUUUGAUUCCAAUCCACUGCACAAACAAGAGAGAAGAGGAUGCAAAACAUCUUGGACCGGUCAAUUUCUUCGGGCUGGGGCCUGGUUUUCCCCUCCAGUAUUAUCCUUACUACGGCAAGCUGCUACAUCCCAAUUACCUCCAGCCUCUGGUGGCCGUCAAAUUCAACGUCUCUGUGGAUACUGAAAUGCGCAUCGAGUGUAAAGUAUUCGGACAGAACAUCGCUUACAACGAGAAGGACCGUUAUCAGGGACGUUUCGAUGUCAAAAUCACCGUCAGGUCAUGACCUUAGCUAUAAAAAUAGCACUUUUUUUUUUCCUGCCCAUUUCAAAACACCGUAAUUUUAGAUGAAUAAAGAUGAGUACAAUUUCAAUUGGAAAAACAACUAUGACAACUAGUCUUGAACAAAGUUUCAUAACAUACGGGACCUACACUUAAUCUGUAUGCUUUACACUAGCUUUCUCUGCAUGUCUAGGGUUAGAAUGUAAAUUACAGGAAGAGUAGCAAUAGCAAAGUAUUUAUUCUACUGUAAAUGAGAAUAUUCCGUGAGCCAUGGGACAUUCAUUUAUUACUGUAAGUUAUAAUUCCACUACUGAUGUAGCGAGCAGUUUUUCUGUCCCCUGAAUAUUUCUGCCUAGUGUGGUCUCUUUAUGGAGUGUGCAGUGCAGUAGUCGCAUACAAUGGUCCUUUCCAAGCCAUGUUGUAAUUUCUGUUGUCUUAUGCGAGAAAGCCUUAGUGGUCCAAGGGGUGGGGGUGUGUGUGUGUGUGAGAGAAUUUGAGUGUGAAUGUGUGUAUUCGUCUACUUAAAAACUGAAAAACUGGCAUGGUACGCUCUGAACUCCCCAGGUCUGUGUGUGUGUGUAAGUGACUGCACUCCGUUCAUCCUUUUCCUUUUCUUUUUCCCUUUUUCUUUUAAUCUUUUCCAUUAAUUGUGGGGAAUGUUUUUACAUCACCUUUUGACCUUUUUAUGUGAUCGUCUUGCAAUUUGGGAAACUGGGGCUAUUGACAAUUCUGCGUAUGGCUUAUUAUUUUCCUUCUAUUAAGUGUAGAACUGUGUGUCUAGUCUGAAGGACUGAAGUGGUCACCAUGGCAACUCAGUGCUUUGUUUUUGUUUUUUUUGUUCCGGACGCAUCACAUGACGUGGUGUUACUUUCUAAUGAAUGUUUUAGCCAUUUUCAUGGUGGAGAGUUAUAUUUAUGCAGUUGUACAAUUUUUUUUUUUUAUUUUUUAUUUUUUUCCCAGCAGGAGAAAGUGUAAUUAAUGUAUGAAUCCAAAAACCAAAGUCACUGGUCUAAGGUUAGAAACCUAUCAGAUGCAAAGCAGUACCCCAUGUAAUAAAAGAUCUUUUGUUUUGUUGUUUAAAGUUUUUAAAAGUCAUUGUUGAACAUCAGAACACUUGUCACGAGUUGUUGCAUUUGCUCUUGUAAUGUUAUUUAAAUCUGGGUAAGUCCUCAGAAGAAAUAAAUGGACAGACAACUGA
Messenger RNA from Cyprinus carpio (common carp), 2225 nucleotides. It is a transcript of the gene atp1b1a, whose product is annotated as ATPase Na+/K+ transporting subunit beta 1a. Gene Ontology annotation, molecular function: ATPase activator activity. Gene Ontology annotation, cellular component: sodium:potassium-exchanging ATPase complex. Gene Ontology annotation, biological process: intracellular sodium ion homeostasis; sodium ion export across plasma membrane; intracellular potassium ion homeostasis. NCBI's taxonomy places the organism in Eukaryota, Metazoa, Chordata, Actinopteri, Cypriniformes, Cyprinidae. The record is from RefSeq and is a predicted model, not a curated record.